This is a messenger RNA of Pocillopora meandrina, 8492 nucleotides long. NCBI's taxonomy places the organism in Eukaryota, Metazoa, Cnidaria, Anthozoa, Scleractinia, Pocilloporidae. The record is from the annotation of a GenBank genome assembly.
AUGGCGUCGAAAUCAUGUCUAGUUUUUAUUCUUCUCAUUUGUUUCGUGUUGAAUUCGUUUUCAAAACCGGCUCAUGAAGAAAAUGGUUUCACAUCUUGGGUGAUGCGUUUAGAAAGCGACAUACGAAACAGAAUAUUGUCAACUGGUCUUUGUUCAGUUUGUAAACUAUUGGCGUUUGUCGCUCAAAUUGCGCUCUUAACAAACAAAAUCGAGGCGGACGUGGUUUAUGAAGGACGUUUGUUAUGUAAAGAACUAAAGAUAGAGGAUUCACGAGUUUGCACCGAUGUUAUCUCAGAGUUUCGAAACGAAGUAUUGACGGUCGCCGACAAAGCGUUUCUCGAUCCCAUUGAACUUUGUGGAAGUCUGUUAGGUCCUUCGUGCGCUCAUGCCAGAGAUCUUGGGGAAUUUUGGAAUUUAACCGUGCCUGGAAAUAAGCCGCCUGUUAAACCUGUUCCUCCUCCAAAGGUUGGUUUUUUCUACCUCCAAAUUUCUUAAGUUGUGAAAUAUUUCUCUGUGACGGUUUCAGUUUACACUCUCUUAAUUUUGGUUUCGUCGUGAUUAAGAAUUACGUCUCACAAUUUCUAUUUCACGCUAAAUUUUAAUAAAGGUUAGGGGUAUGAAAGCCUUAAACUUUUCCCAAACCUUGCCUUUAUUUGAUUUUGCAAGGCUGAACAGGCAAGUAAAUGUUCAAAACAAGUAAACUGAUAUGUUGGUCAUGUGACAAACAAAUCUUCGUCUUGUGACUUGAUCAGAUGCGCCGCUUACGUAAAGCAUCGUUCAAAACAAGAUUCACCGGUAAAAUUUCCGCACAGCCCCAUACUAUUGUAAAACAAAUCUGUUUUCCCAAUGGCAAUGUAUUGUUUUAGUCAUUGUUUUCUCUAUUCAAGAACUGAAUGCUUAAUGAAGUAUGGGGCUGUGCGGAAAUUUUACCGAAUCACCUACUUGUAGAAAUUUAGCGUUACAAAAUUUAUUCUGUACUACAUACAUUAACUAUACGACUUCAGGCAACAUUAGAAACCCUGAAAGUUUCGUGCCUAAAAUGGCCUGACCUCUGAAAACAAAGAGAAUUGUCACACUGAAAUUAAUAUCAUGGAUUUAUCAUGGAUUUAUCAUGGAUUUAUAAUUAGCAGAGAUACCGACCCCUUUGAACAGAUAUUGUGAAAAUUAAUUCAAUUUUUUGCGAGAUUUCAUUUAACUGUAUACUCAAGACUGAGAUUUUAGUCAAAUAAGGUCAAAAUACAUCUUAAAAAUUUUGUCUGAUGUAACUAAACAUGCUAUGCAGUGACUGGCAUGAGGCUCUAACACAUACAGUGUGUGUAGCUUCAAAACCCUGUCUUGCAUUGUUUCUCUUUCAAGUAACAAGAGAAGGUUGGCAGUUGGUGGUUAUUGAAAGAAGCCACCUUUUAUUAUGUAUUAAAUACCAGAGUAAAUUUGUGAAGAGAAAUCAACUGCUGACCACUCAGGAAUGAAAUGGUUAUUUAAGUCAGAAAUGUAAUGGGAGAGAUUGCUGAGUGAAAGGUUAUUGUUUGUUUUUAGCCUGGCUCACCAGUUUCCCGUGUGUUACACUUUUCUGAUGUUCAUCUUGAUCCCUUGUAUCAAGAAGGGAGUGACCCUGAUUGUGGCGAGCCUCUGUGUUGUCGCAAAAAUGAUAAGCCUCCAGGUAUGUUGUGGUAUUUCUUAUACUCAUGAUUGCUACAGCUAAGGUCCAAACAAUCUCUUAAAGAUGAGAUAAGUGAAAGCUGAGUAAGUUUACCAUUUCUUAUAAUAUGAAAAUCAAUUUUACUUGUAGCAUAACCUACAUGAAAUUUAACCCUUUAACUCCCAUAUCAAAUUUGUAAUUCUCCUUACUGUCAACCAUACAAUUCUUUUAAUGUUAAUUCAGAGAAUUUAGUAUUGGAUCAACUUAUUAUCCUCAAAUUGACAUUUUUCUUUAUUCUCAUCAUUUAUCUGGUUGAUAUUGCAUUGAUAUUUUUAGGAGAAAUUCUGUCUUGGUCACUCAUGGGAGUUAAAGGGAUAUUAUUAAUAGUUGAUUAUGUGAUUUGGCACCAUUGGUCUCAAAAGGCUUCUUAUAAUGUAAUUUGAGGAAAUUCACACAUCUGUUCAAAAAUGGUAAAAUUGAGCCAGAAUACAAUGGAAUUGCCAACUUUGAAUGAAAAUUUUUGUCUUCUAAAAGUUCUUGUGUUGAAAAAGACCUAUGAAACUUAGAUUGCAAGAUAGUCUGUGAUUAUGAUCACUUUGUUUUGAUUACAGCACCUGGGAAGCCCAAAGCAGGAAAAUAUGGAGACUAUCAGUGUGAUAUUCCUGCAAUAACUUUUGAAAGUAUGUUGCAGCACAUCAGCAGUACACAUCAGGUGCAGAUAUACGGAGUUCUUAUUAGUGUUUUAUCUGUUUUUUUGCUGGGAUGUACAUUGUCAGCAUGCAGUAAACAAUUGCUUCCUUUUUGUGGAAAGAAGGCUUUGAUAAAAAGAAUGAAUUGAUAUAGUAUUUAAAUUUUACAUUUCAUAUGUUUGUUCACCUAUCUUUGUUGUUGUGCAUAUUACAGGACAUUGAUUAUGCAAUUUGGACAGGAGACAUUCCUGCACACAACAUUUGGAACCAGUCACGUUCAGAUCAGGUGAUGUUUACAUAAUACUUGUUCAGUAAUAAUAAUGAUGAUGUUGAUGAUGAUGAUGAAGAGGUAUUACACAAGCUCUAUAAUAAUCCAUUGCACAAGGUCAAUUAUCAUCACAUGAAAUGAGAAAAAAUAUUGACCAUGGAUAAUAAUUAUUUUUUGUACAGAAAGAGGCAAUUAACUAUGCCAGUCAACUUUUAGAGAAAUAUAUGCCAGGAGUGACAAUAUUUCCUGCUGUUGGCAACCAUGAGGGUGCACCAGUGAAUAGGUGUGUUAAAAAUAUAUAAAUAACUUUUUUUUUUAACUACCAACUUGAAAGGAAUUUAGGAAUAAAAACUAUGCAUUUUAGAGUGCACAGGUAAAAGAUCGAUUUCAUCAGUUCAAAAAUAAUAACUUAUUAUUACACACAGUUUUUGAAAAUGAAAAAAAAUUUAUUUGUCUCUGGUUCUGUUAGGAUUACUUGGUAUCAAUUCAUGACUCUAUAGAGUAAAAUUUUGAGUGCUUAACCCUUAAAGUCCCAGAUCAAAUGUGCAAUUCUCCUUACUGUUAACCAUACAAGUCUUAUGUUGGUUCAGGGAAUUUAGUAUUGGAUCAGUUCAUUAUCUCCAAUUUUGAUAUUUUUCUUUAUUCUCAUCACUUAUCUGGUAGAUAUUGUAUUGAUAUUGUAAGGAGAAAUUUGGUUACUCAAGGGAGUUUAAGGGUUUAUUAUUCAUUGGUUUGUAUAAUGCUUACAGCUUCCCUCCACCAUUUAUUACUGGUGAUAACUCAAAUCAGUGGCUCAGAGAUGCUUUAGCUAAUGACUGGAUCCAAUGGCUUCCAAAUGAUACAAUUCCUACAAUUCACAAGUGAGUCAAUGUCCACACUUUAAACUUUGAAAGAAAAACACUCAAGAGGAAGAUGGAUACUUUUGCUUAGGAUAAUAGGAAAGAGAGCAGUUAAGCUAUAUGGCCAAUGUCAUAAGAGCUUGGUUAGGUUUUUGUGGCAUGAAGUGACUAGGUGUAUUGCUACUGCCCUCAGAUGAAAGUCCAUGAAAAGUUACCCUCCAGAAUUUUGUCAAGUUUUCCUGACAGUUCACCUGUACCCAUUUACAGGAGGCAGCCAGGAUUUUCAAAGAAGGGGUCAUACUGUGUCAAACAGAGGGUACUCACCAGAUUGUCAUGUCGACCUUCACACUCUGUUUUACUUAAUGUGACAAAAGAAAAGGCUUACAAAGGGAGGGUCACAGCACCCCAUGACCCUUAUUCCCCCUUCCCCCCAUAUUAGCUAUGCCCUUUGCAAUUUAUACUUUUGGGUUGUGAGAGGCAGCAAGUUAGUCAAAUAUUUUGCCCGAGAUCACAACACAACUACCAACCACAUAGCCAGGUUUCAAACUCAGAUCUCUGGAACCCUAAGCAUUUAGAAUGUUAAGCAACUAAUAAAGCAAAGUGGCAAUCUUUAUGCAAAGGCAGAUACCCUCAAAAGAUAGUUUAAUCUUGGCAAGGUUAAUUACUUUUGCCAUGACUGUAAUUGCUUCUUAUUGUUCUCUACCCAUAGAGGAAUCUUCUACACAGUCUAUCUGUCAAAAGGAUUUAGGAUAAUUUCAAUCAACAUGAACUACUGUAACAAUAUGAACUGGUAUGUCAACUGUUUAUCUGCUCAAACCAUGUAUUUAUGUGUGGUAUUUAUUUGCUGUGUCAUUUGAUUUUGUUUCAUACACACUCAGUCUUGUAUGCCAUGCAUGAAAGACCUUGUUUUUUGUUAUUUUAAAUUCUAUAUUAACCUCUUCUAGGUGGCUUUUAAUUGAUAACUAUGAUCCUGCUCAUCAACUGAAGUGGUUGAUAGACACUCUACAAGAAGCUGAAGACAAUGGUGAAAAGGUUGGUUUUAUCUUAGAGAGAGAGUUCAGCUUUUAAGAUGUGAGUGACAUGUACUGCACCACACCUUCUUCUUGUAAUAAUAAUACAUCAUAUUCACCAGUUUAUUGAUGAGUAUUUAUGACUUAUCAACCAGAGGAUGUUAUGUUGAUUGUCACAUGUCUUAUUUGUAGAUGUUGAUGACAACCAGUAGGGUUAAAAGGGACUACUCUGGGGCUUGGAAAUAAUCUGAAAUCCAAGCUGAUCUUUUCAGAUUGGUUAUAAUUGUUGAUAAUGGGUUUAACAAGAAUAUUUGUAGAAUACAAAAAUAGGUUAGUAGCGAUCUGAAAUAAAUUAUAAAGGUGAGAAUCAAAACUCUUGUGAUGAGAGCACCAUUCAGCUGGGAAAAAAUAGAUUGGUGUGAAUGGAAAAGUUGUGAAGCAACUUUUGAAAUUAUAUUUGUCUGUUUAAAUUUUAAUUUAACCUUUUAAGCUGUACUUUAACAAGAUUUAACAAGCAUGCAGAUGUCUGCUACUUUGAAGGAGCUGAAUAGAUAUGGGUAUAAAGCUGCUUAUAUGAUUUCAGGUUCACAUUAUUGGCCAUAUUCCUCCUGGCAGUGGUGACUGUCUGACGCCUUGGAGCUGGAAUUACUACAAGAUUAUAAAUCGUUAUGAGAGUACAGUCACAGCCCAGUUCUUUGCUCAUACACACCUUGAUGAGUUUGAAAUCUUUUAUGAUGAAAAGACUAGGAAAAGACCCACAAAGUAAGAGUUAUUAUUAUUACUUUUAAGCAAUUGCCUGCCUUUUUUUAAAUACAUGUAAUGGUGCAGAGGAACAAAAGUUUGAUAAAUACUUGAAAGUAUAAUGUCCAGAAAAAUGUAUUAGAAAUUGGAGAGGUGUUCAUAAAUGUUUUACCGGGUGUUGCGGCAAACGAACAUCAAGGCUCGAUGAAAUACCAAGAAAAUCGUGACCGGAGAAAAAUGCCAACCAAAUCCAGGGGAUAUAUUACAGGGACAUAACUUUAAUCAAUCUCGUAAACUGUAAACGAAUUAAAAAAGGGACUUAUAUAAUAGAUUGUAUUCAAUUAAACACGUGGCGACUUAACAGCGUAAAUGAAUCUAACAUAAUAAAGGAACUAAUAAAUGAACCAAAUGCUACGGCAAACACAAAAUAUAUAUACAAAUAAGGACGAAAGAGCUUGCUCGAAACGAGAUAAACAACAAAAAAGCGAAAACAACUUACAUAUCAGUCCCUAUACGCCGGUGGCUUGAAAUAACACUUUAUAAAUAAACUUUAGAUGAACACCGAACAUGAACAGGCGAUUAAUGAAAGCGGGAGAGAAAAACUAUUUAAAGGAAUCAAAUGGCACAAAGGCCAACUGUAACGCAAAUGUCACGCAAGUUUGAAAGUCACGCAUUUACACCGGGAGUACACCUAUGUUUAAAUCUAAGGUGAUAGAACUGUCAGUAACAAAUCACUGCAGACAAGAAACAUCUGUUUGUGAACAUUUGUCGUUCCUGCUCCAAUUGUUGUAACCAUGAACAUACCAAUUCCAUCAUAAGUAACUGCCAGUCUACCAGUCCUGUGUCUUUAUACAGAUUUCCCUACCCACCUGCCCCACCAUGCUCUGCUGAUUAACCCAGAUUUCAACUACUGAACUCUGGGCAUUCAGGCCAAAUUUUUCCAGAUAUGCAAGCUGUAGUGAAACUCUGUUGGUAUGUUUAUCAAACCAUGACAACAGAUAUAAUGGACAUUUCAUGGAAGUGUGACUUGAGACAGAGACAGUUAAUGGUUGUGCCUGUUUGGCUGAUUCAUAAUAUGUUGAUUAUACUCGACAGCAUUGCCUAUAUUGGACCAAGUGUUACAACUUACCAACAACUUAACCCUGGAUACAGGAUUUAUGAAGUGGAUGGUGAUUAUGUAAACAGUUCUAGGGUAAAAUGAACUCUCCAUUUUUUAUUACUUUUUGUGUGUGUGUGUGCCAUAAUUAGCACCACCCUGUAAAUGAGGUUUCCCCUCCCCCCUUAUCAGUCAUCAUUAAAAGUAAAAGAAUCAGUCUGUGUUAAAACAUUUAAAGAAUGAUAUGUAUGGCCAUAAGUUUGGAAAAAUUUAACAAGUGCUAUCCCUUAAUAAGGCACCCACUUCAAUAAGCGCUGGCUAGUUACCUAAAUCUGAAAGUACUGUACUUCCUGGAUUAAGAGCAAAUUUUGGCUAAAAGGAGGGGUGCUGAUUGGAAAGAGGUUGCUGAGGAGGGUGCUUAUUAUUCUCUUGUACUGAUUCUGCUUUAUUUGAAGCUUAAAAAGUGAUACAUUAAAUAAAGUGCCGAUAGAAACAGGUUUUCCUUGUAGCUAUAUUAUUUAAGGUGAGAGAAGAGGAGGGGGGGAAACUAAUUCAAGAGAGCUGCCAGUUUGUUAUAAUGACCAAGGGAGUGGGCACCUAUUUGGAGGAGGCUGCUUUUCAGGGCGUGGGUGCUUAGUCAGAGAAUACGGUAUGUACCCUGGGCACCAUAUGAAAGAUUUAUUGUGCAUAUAAUGUGUAGGAACUUGAAGUGUUGGUGUUUCUUAUGUCUCUACAUCAAUUAGUUACAGUACUGAUGUCCUUAAUUUGUAUUCCUGGGAUUUGCUCUUCCCACUGACCUUGGUUUUUUUUUUGUUUUUUUUCCAAAGGCUAUCCUCAACCAUGAAACUUACAUUUUGGACUUGGUGGAAGCAAACAAGGGGAAUGUAAAGUGGAAAUUGGAGUAUUCUGCCAAGGUAUAGUCCCAAGAGAAAUUUAAAAAGGUGGUGGUUAUUUAUUUUGGCGAAGGGGAAAUGAAUGUAUCAUCUUGAUGGCAACUCUGGUGAUUGUAAUUAUUUUCUGUUUUUUAUUUGAAAAGGAGGCAUAUGGAAUGAAAUCACUUUUGCCUGAAGAUUGGGAUGACUUAGUACAUCGCAUGGCAAGCAAUACAACUUUGUUCAAUACUUUCUACAAGUAAGUAUUGUGGAACAAAUCAUGAGCUGAUUAUUCUUCAGUAGUCAAAAUUCUUGUUUAUAUGUUUACUUGCAUGUGGGUACAGAUGUUUUCAAGGUGCAAACCCAAAAAGGGAGUGGAAAGUUGUUUCCCUUUCAAGAAUGUAAUUUCUCUACACAGUAAUAUUGCUGAAUCAAAAGGAAAUAAUGGCCAACCUGAGAAAGUUUGAUUGUGAAACAAAUUCUCCUUGUCAGUACUAAAGGAAAUGUAUAUAGAAGAGUAUAGAGAAUAUGGAUACUGAUGUCAGGGUGUAAAGGGUUAAAGAAAAAGUAUGCCUGACUGUGUUAUUCAAGUUGAUUGUUUGAUGUUAAAGUGCUUUAGCAGUGCCAUUCCUCUCUAAAGUCUCUGCUUAGGAUCCUUAUAAGUGAUUUAUAUUCUGAACUUUUGUUAAUAUUUUUUAAUAUUUGUUUAGAUAUUACACAAAAUCUUCACGAAACGAUUCAUGCGAUGAUAGUUGUCGUAAGUACACGCUCUGCCGCAUGAUGAGUGGACGUUCCCAUGAUGACAGUGCCUGCACCCUUAACACAGCUCUAACACAAGAGGAGAAACAUUUCUUUGAUCAAUCUCUGGAUUUUUGCUGAAGUUGGAAUCUCCCUAAAAAUUAUUUGGCAUUACAAAUAAAAGGAUAAGAUGAACUUAUUAAUUUAAGUGUAUAAAAAAUGCAGAUAACAUGGUACUAUUUAGCUUAAUUAAUUGUGAAUUAAUUAUUUAUAUUACAAUUGUUCUUUCAUUGGCUAUGUGAAGUUGUGCUUUUAUUUUGAAAGUUUUCAGUUUCUAGUUGCACUCUCUUGAUCCAAAUGAUAAUAGAAAAAAGAUAUAGUAACAUUUGAAACUCGUCAUCUUUUAAUAUGAGGGCGAUUUUGUAUAGAGAGCUCAUUAAAGGUAUUUAAAGCAUAAAUGAACCAUGGCUAGUUGAACCCAGUCAACUACAAAUGUGAACCAUUUUUUACAUAGUGUUAUUAAACGUUUCUUAUUCAUUCAUAUGUCAAAAUGAAAAUAAAUGAAUUUUUCUUGGUUAAAUGUGUCAUGAUCAAUCCCUC